AUGAUAAGUAGUGAAACUAUUACUAGUAUUAAUGACAACAACUUGCAAGAUCAAACAAGUUUAAAAUCAUUGAAUGAAUAUAUUGUAUUGAAUCAAACCGAUCUAUUCAUUCAACAAUUCAUGCGUAUUGAUACAACGAAUGAAAACCCUUUCUUCAAAAGUAACUUUAAUCAAUUGUUAUUUAAUAUUCUCAAAUAUGAGAAUCAAGUUGCAUUUGAGUUUGUAGUUGGUAGAUUACGUGGACUAGCACACGAUUUUGUUCAGUUUGUUAGUAAUCAAUGGAAACCAAUGGGAUUUGGGUUUGGUAUUCAUCCUGGUGUUGAACCGAUUAAAUGGGAACCAACCAAAAAGAGUGUAACCAUACUUUUACCUCAUGUUAAGGGAUGUAAAUCUGCAAUGCUAUACUCUGUACUAUUCCUAUUAGUACCUGUCUCUUGUGGUGAUUUAGAAUUAUUUAAUCAAAUUUGUAAAGAUAUUCUAGACCUAAACCAAAAAGAAAGAUUUUAUUAUAAUUCAAAUCAUAUUACAUUUAAAGAUUUAAUCUACAACAACGAUACAACAAAUAAUAAUAAUAAUCAAAAUAAUAAUAAUAAUCCAAAUAAUAAUAAUAAUAAUAAUAAUCAAUCAAAAUAUGAAAUAAUAUAUUAUAUAGUCAACAAAUUAAAAAAUGAUUAUGAUAUGGAUUUAAGAAGAAAUUUAUUUGUUGACGCAUUGGAAUGCAGCCGUCAAAAUAAUCAAGAGAUUCUGAAAUGGAUUAAAGAUAGUUUUGGUGGUAAUUCGAUUGACAAGUUUGAUUUCUAUGACCGUGAUUAUUUGUUUUUGGCACCUAUCGUUGAAAGAUAUGCAUCAUUGGAGACAUUGAAACUGUUAGAAUUCCCACCAAACUUCUUUCCAAUGUCAACCAAUGCUGCUAAAUAUGGUAACAAAGAUUUCCUAUCAUACAUGGCUACCAAAAACUACAAGUACUUGUAUCAAUAUGCACAAAUAGAAACAGCAUUAAAAGAAGGACAUUUGGAUUGCGUGUAUUUGUUAAAUGAUGCUAUUCUUAAAUUCGAUGAAUUGGGUGAAAAAGGGUACUGUCGUAUCGAUCUAUUCUUGAUUGACAGUAUACAUCCAUCAAUCAUGUCAUUGGAUCUUGUCAAACUAUUGGGUGCUAAUCCAUUUUUAAAAUUGACAGUUCAAGCAUUGGCACUUUCAGCAAUCUCUGCCAAACAAUUAGACACUCUCGAUCAAAUUCUAUCACAGUGCAAUACAAGUCAAUGUGUAUUAAGCGAUCAAGACAAGAAUAAUUUAGUUGUUGGUGCUUUGUAUGUUGCAGAUAAUACAGCUAUUAUAGAGUAUCUAUUGAAUAGAUUCUACCCAAACAGUAGUAGUACAAGUCCGGUAACAUUCCAAGUGUCAUCUGACAAUUUUGACAACAUUUCACCUCAGUCACUCGAAUAUUUAUCUUUAAAGAAUCAUCAACUUGUUAAAGUAUCCCCUUCAAUCUUUGCACCAUCAAUUAAAAAACAACUUAAUGAUACAUCAUCACUGGCCAAAUACUUUAGUGAUUAUUAA
Cavenderia fasciculata is the source of this 1557-nucleotide messenger RNA. RefSeq lists its product as uncharacterized. NCBI's taxonomy places the organism in Eukaryota, Evosea, Eumycetozoa, Acytosteliales, Cavenderiaceae. The transcript has 2 exons. The record is from RefSeq and is a predicted model, not a curated record. Bases 1 to 1557 code for a protein of 518 amino acids.